AUGGGCAAGCGCGGCCCCUCCAGAUCGCUCUUCGCAUCCCUCCCGGUAGAUUUGCGCAAUACGAUCCGGACAAAUGGUCGCUAUCUCUCCAUGAACGGACCGGACCUCGACUCUUUCCAGAUCAAGCAGGAGAUGCUCGCGGAGUCGUCUGGGUCUGGAUCCAGGCUGCUUCGGACGCAGCCAGAGUCGAUGUCGCCAGAGAAGGAUGAGGGAGAGGACCCGACACCGGUGAUCCAGGCGGGGCCAUCAGGAAGCGGGUCGAAGGGAUUCCCGUCAGCCGCUGUGGAGGUCGAGGUCCAGGUCGAGGCCGAGGCUUCGCUUGCGGGUGACGUCGACUCUAGCCCACCUCGAGCGGUGAAGCGGAGGCGGACAGAAGGAGCCUGGGUGGUCGGUGCUGCCCCAUCGCUGGUCCGACCGGUCCAGAAACGGCGGAAGGGCAAGGAGUUGCCGGUGCAUAAUGCGUACGAGGGGCAUCCGUGGGACUGUACGGGGUUGGUGGAGCGGUAUGUGAAUCGGGAUCACGUCCCUGACGAUAUCAAGAAAUACUUUGGGCAAAGACACCUGCUGUUUGAAGAAUACGACGAGCUCCCUCUGCUCAUGGACCACACCGGCUGGUUCUCGGUCACUGCCCAGCCUGUCGCUCGGCACAUUGCCGAGAGGUGUCGGUGCGACGUCAUUGUCGAUGCGUUCUGCGGGGUCGGGGGGAACGCUAUCGAGUUUGCAAAGACGUGCGAGCGGGUCAUCGCCAUUGACAACGACCUGACUCGACUCAAGCUCGCACGGCAUAAUGCUCUACAAUAUGGCGUAGCGGACCGGAUUGAGUUUAUCCAUGGGUCUUAUAUCGACUGGGCGAGGUCAUACGCCGCUCAAGCGGACAAGGAGGCUAUUGACGUGGUCUUUCUCAGUCCACCAUGGGGCGGUGUCAACUACCUCACAGUAUCGGCCGACCCCCUCCCCUUCCCUCCUACCCCAUCCGCAGAAUCACCUUCCGCCAAACAACCCACCACGCACACAUUCCCCUUAUCCGCCAUCCUCCCUAUUCCGGGGGACGAGCUCUUCCGGAUUUCGGCGGCCAUCACGCCCAAUAUCGCCUACUACCUCCCGCGGAAUGUCAACAUGAAGGAGGUUGCGCAGCUGGCGCGGAGGCUGGACCCGCCUGAGAUGGAUGACAAGGGCGGGAUGCGGGAGAAAGAGUGGGUCGAGGUGGAGGAGGAAGUCGUCGGGGAGAAGGUGAAGGCUGUGACGGUUUAUUAUGGGAGCUUGAUUGCGGAUGGGAGCUAG
Molecule: messenger RNA, 1281 nt
Organism: Dioszegia hungarica
Lineage: Eukaryota; Fungi; Basidiomycota; Tremellomycetes; Tremellales; Bulleribasidiaceae
Product: RNA cap guanine-N2 methyltransferase-domain-containing protein
Exons: 4
Coding region: 1-1281 (426 amino acids)
Biological process (GO): 7-methylguanosine cap hypermethylation; 7-methylguanosine RNA capping
Cellular component (GO): nucleus
Molecular function (GO): RNA cap trimethylguanosine synthase activity
Source: RefSeq, a predicted model, not a curated record